Molecule: messenger RNA, 1081 nt
Organism: Ailuropoda melanoleuca (giant panda)
Lineage: Eukaryota; Metazoa; Chordata; Mammalia; Carnivora; Ursidae
Exons: 4
Coding region: 40-822 (260 amino acids)
Source: RefSeq, a predicted model, not a curated record
AUACAAGCACAGGAGCGCCUCAAAAACCCCAGAGGCCCGAUGCCUUCACUAGGGAGGGUGAGGAGGAGGGAUGGACAAACCCCAGAGGAGGGAAGAAUGAAGCCAGGGGACGCAAAACCCACUGGGGCUCGGGAAGCCCGCGACAGAAGCGAGAAGGCCGGAUGGGAGGGCGGAGGCUCCUGCGACGAGCUGGCCGGAACCGGAGGCCUGGGCCGCAGAUUGGGGCAGACGCGGCCCAGGGCGUCCACAAGCAGCCUCCAGCCCGCCGCGGCCGGCCGCAGUGCAGGCCGCGUAGCGCGAACAGCAGGGCUGCGCUGCGGUCCCCCGGCCCCAACGGCCUCUCCAUGGGCAGCGCCCGGGGUGCCCCGCGUCCCCUCACCUGGAGCGCGGCGGAACCCGCAACAGUGGACGCAAGAACCGGCCGCAGCGGAACCGAGGGCGACCGGAAGUGAAAAACGGAGACCGGAACCGGCUAACGAACCGGAAGUUCAGGCUGUGCCUUUCCUGGUCCUUUGUCUAGAGAGAGCAGGCUUUUGGGAGCAGUUUUUGUCUGAGCCUGCUGGCAUUUCUAGGUUGCCUGCAUCUCCAGCACCCAGUCUGAGGAAUAUGAAGCAAAAGGAAAACCCAGGGAACUCACUGCCAUGUCUUUCAAGACAAUGCACCCCCUUUUUGUCUACACCCAGGGUGGACCAUUCUAGUUGCCUUCUCCUUGGUGUGCCGCUGAGAGUUUGGAAGUCUCCAGCCUCCUUUCCUUAUUCUUUUCUGCCUUUCAGGGAGCUUAUUGAGUGCCAUGACAUUAGGAGAGAGGAAUCUGGUCUCUGACAGCAUCCAUUCAAGCUAAUCUCUGCUGUGAAGUUCCUCGUCCCCUCAGUUUCACAGGAACAGCCUACAUACUGGCCUCUGCUGUCACCUCGUGGCUCCUGUCCAGAGGCCCCUCCAGGCACUGCUCUGCCUUGUUCCUUCCAAAUACCCUGUAGACCUGAAACAAUCCAUUCUGCUGUUCCUGCACCAUGCUGAGCUAUUCUCAGAAAAUCCUUCUAACACCCAAUGUGUGAUAUGAUAAAUAAAAUAUAUAUAUGUA